AUGGGGCCAGAGAUAUACGUCAUUCUCCAAAGGCAGUUUGAGUGUCGCCCACAGGAAACUGCCCUCCCUCCUUUGCUUUGCCCAUGGUUUCCCGUCCACACCAAGUUGUACUUUCUUCCUUCUGCCAAUACGAUCCUCCCUCUUGGACACCAUCCACCUUCCCCUCCAUGUCCAUUCCCAUCACCAUUGCCAUUUCCUCCUCUUUGGGAGGCAGCCCCACUUCAGCGAAUUGACUGUGGUCAAAGCCUCAUAUUUUUAUCCGCUUUUGCUGCGGCAAGAGCUGAGCGCUUUGCGAGUUCCUUCGUUCUCACUGCGUUGGCUGGUUUGGUGGAGGGGUUUGUGGAUUGGUCUUCGUUCUCUGCUUCGAGAACUUCCGUGACGAGGCUGGAGGGGAAGCUGGCGGAGCAGAAGAAGCCGGAGGCGUCAGCGCCCGCCGGGAAAUUCGCAUCGGGGAAGAGGCUGCAGGCGGCCAACAAGAGCAGAAGGAAGCAGAAGAAGCCUGGGCAGAUGCCGUCCGUCGUGCAGAGGCUGUUCGAGACGUGCAAGGAGGUCUUCGCGGAAGGAGGGGACGGGAUCAUCCCCUCGCUGGAGGAUGUCAAUCGUCUUCGGUCCGUUUUGGAUAAUGUAGGCCCCUCAGAUGUUGGCCUUACUCAGAAUAUGCCAUAUUUUCAAAACAGUUCAUCUGCAGGAACUCUGUCGGUUACAUACUUGCACAUUUACGAGUGCCACAAGUUCUCGAUAGGCAUCUUCUGUUUGCCUCCAUCAGGUGUCAUUCCUCUUCACAAUCAUCCAGGGAUGACUGUGUUCAGCAAGCUUCUUUUCGGUUCCAUGCACAUCAAAUCAUAUGAUUGGGUUAAUGUGCCUCAGAACUCUGAUGAGAUUGUCAAUUCCUUGCACUAUCAACAUCCAGGAUUGCGAUUGGCAAAGGUAAAGACUGAUGCCAUCUUUACAGCGCCUUGCAAGGCCUCUGUGCUUUAUCCAGAAGAUGGAGGAGAUGGGAAGUUGGCAGCUGAUGAGGAUGAGGUGUAUGCUUGGCUUGAAGAGAGGAAGAAACCUGAUGACUUCUUAGUAGUUGGGGCAAGAUAUAGCGGCCCAAGAAUUAUGGAACGAUGAUGACAGCUGAAAUGAUGCUGCAGUCUUGCUGCUAGAAGGAAAGAUGCUGUUAGUGUGUGUAGAUACAGAAUCCUGACAUCAGAGAGGUCUGCUUAUGCUACAAUAGAUCUUUGAUGUGCCCAUUACUUGAAUCUGUAAUCAUUUCUGGAAGAGAACAUUUCAUACUAGUUUGCUUCAAUAAAUUUGAUUUUGAGAA
Molecule: messenger RNA, 1309 nt
Organism: Musa acuminata AAA Group (dessert banana)
Lineage: Eukaryota; Viridiplantae; Streptophyta; Magnoliopsida; Zingiberales; Musaceae
Product: plant cysteine oxidase 2-like
Exons: 6
Coding region: 1-1113 (370 amino acids)
Molecular function (GO): oxidoreductase activity, acting on single donors with incorporation of molecular oxygen, incorporation of two atoms of oxygen
Source: RefSeq, a predicted model, not a curated record